GUCAUGGCAAGCCACAACAACAAGCGCGUAUGCCGCAUCGAGGACGUCGCGGUGACAGUCUUGACGUCGCCGCCGCUCCUUGAGCUCAUUGCGAGCUACUCGGACCACUGCGCGCGCCUCUGCCCCGACUUGUACGAGGUCCUGGAUCUAGACACGGUCGAUGAAGACUGGCGCCGCCUCAGCAAUUGUGCGCGCUCCGACGAAAAGUACAUUGUGGCGUCGCUGCAUAAACGCCUCGUGAACAACGGGUACCUCGGGCCGCUGCCCGUGCCAGAUGACGACGACGAGAUAUAUCUGCAGUACCGCGAGCACUUGGUGGCGGCGGCCAUGGCCAGCAACGUCGACUCUCGCGCGCUAUACACGGCACUGCGACACCGCAAUCGCAUCGGGGCAUGGCUUGCGCGCCUCAAGCCCGAGUUUGGGGAGUAUACCAGCCGGCUCUCCGGCCAGAAGUACCAUUAUUUCCAGCCGGUUCUCUUCCAGCACGACCUGCUCAUUGACAAGACGACGUGGGGGCGAUCGGAGGUGGCCGCUAUCUUUGGCGACGACGACAACGUCGUCUACUCGCGAAACAACACGCAUCUCGGCAACAGUCUUAUGGCCCAUUGGCUCAACAUUGACGACGCUGGGUGCUGUCGCCUCUGUACCUUGCCGCAGCGUUUGGCGACGCUGCAAGAAGACGACAAUUACGAAGGGGGAUGCAUGAGUUGGGACAGCGACUGGAAACGAUUUUGCACGAUGUUCGGCAUCCAUCCCGGCACGUGCUCGACGCACGAUUGGUUCGAAGGCGUCUACAACCACGAAUACGAAGAUGUGUGCGAAAAGCUUGGUAAUCUCGACGAAGAAGAGCCUUUGUGCGCCCAGUUGAUCCGGCCGCUCAAGGCCUACAUGCGCGAGCACCUCCGCGACGCCAAGAUCGUUCAAAUCGGCGACUGCGGCUACUCCGAAACCGUGACUCUUUUGGUGGCUGGCUUGUCGGACGCUGGGUACCUCGUCGGCGCCUACGUCGUCAUGCAUUUGCUUUGAUACGACUAUUGUAUGCUCAAGAAAAUUCUCCCGUUUUGUGGCAACCCUGAUGACGUGGUGUCAAACGAGGAGUUGUGUACUUCGCUGAA
Molecule: messenger RNA, 1115 nt
Organism: Saprolegnia diclina VS20
Lineage: Eukaryota; Oomycota; Saprolegniomycetes; Saprolegniales; Saprolegniaceae
Exons: 2
Coding region: 4-1026 (340 amino acids)
Source: RefSeq, a predicted model, not a curated record